Molecule: messenger RNA, 1770 nt
Organism: Pundamilia nyererei
Lineage: Eukaryota; Metazoa; Chordata; Actinopteri; Cichliformes; Cichlidae
Gene: slbp
Product: stem-loop histone mRNA binding protein
Exons: 8
Coding region: 385-1221 (278 amino acids)
Biological process (GO): mRNA 3'-end processing by stem-loop binding and cleavage; mRNA transport
Cellular component (GO): histone pre-mRNA 3'end processing complex; cytoplasm
Molecular function (GO): histone pre-mRNA stem-loop binding; mRNA binding
Source: RefSeq, a predicted model, not a curated record
CGCAUCACCUUAGACCCGCCCCUUCUCUGGCCACUCGUCGAUGGAGCACAUCCGCAGUUAAACAUCCUGGUGCCAGCUCAGAGAAGCUGUGUAUACCAGAGGCCACAAGAAAACCGCACGACUAUUGCCAGAGGGGGAUACACAUGGCGUUAUUUGCACAAAAAUAACGCCAUAGACACAGCGUGAGCACACUCUUUCAGCCCAGCACAUAUUCGACAGCUGUGGUCUUCCUCCGUUCCUACUUCCGGCCACGUGACCAAUUGGCUCGUUUGAGGUCGCGCGUCUUUCAGAGUUGGCGCGUAUCUUCAGACUGUAGGUGCUGUAAGUUCCCAGCUGAGCACAAAGAAGUCUCCUGCCACGCAGUCUUGUUUUUUAACCGAGAACAUGUCUGACUGGACCAAAGAGCGGCGACGUGAGGAUCACAACAUCGAGCACGAAAAAAGCUUUGGCCCAUCUCGGUGGUCCCACUGCAGGAAGAGGGGGAUCAAUGGGAGCCUGCGGAGCAACAGCGAGGCAGAUGAUAUCGAUAGAGGAAGGAACGGACACACCGACUCCAGCUACAAACACCCUGAUCGCAGACAUACUAGCUUCACUACACCAGAGAGCACAGGCUCAGUGUCCCGCUGUGGUCGGCAGGCUGACUGGGGCAGCCAGGUGGAGGACGAUGAGAUGAGGAGGGAUGUGCACAGAGACAUGCAGCGUUACAGGAGGAGGAUACUGGGGGCAGAAUUCACCCAGAGGGAGAGAAGGGCCUCGUCUGGCUCGUCUGGAAGCUGUGACUCCAGAGAGGGAGAUAACAUGGAAACCGAUGAAGCUGUGUUGCUACGACGACAGAAACAGAUCAACUAUGGCAAGAACACGCUGGCCUACGACCGCUACAUCAAAGAAGUUCCUAAACACAUGCGUCAGCCAGGCGUUCAUCCAAAAACUCCCAAUAAGUUCAGGAAGUACAGUCGUCGCUCCUGGGACCAGCAGAUCAAACUGUGGAAGGUCAAACUACACGCCUGGGACCCCCCUGCAGAGGAAGGCCAGGACAAGACCCUCGAUGUCGUUGAGGAGCUCAACCUUGAUGAUGUAAUGGACAUUGAACUAGAUUUCCCAACCAUUACUGACUCCCAGAACACCCAGACCUCGCUGCCGAUACACAGCCUGUCAGUGGAGGAUGAAGACUGCGGUACUCCGGUCAAAGUACAAAGGACGGCAGAGCCUAAUAUUGCAUAGCUUGUUAUUGAAUGGUUCAGUCCUCCCCCCACAUCGACUUCACACAGUCCACUCAGAAAAAACUGCUGCAGCUGCCAGCUAAGAGUCUGUGGACACACUCUGUCUUUGGCUGGCAGUCACUGAUUAUAAUUAAUGUUUUGUUUUCACCAUAUGUUUCUCCAUCCAUCGUUUGUUGUAGUUUAUCUGUUCCGAGUAUUUUAUGACAAGAUUUUACAUUUUUAACGACGCAUGUUUCAGAAUUGGUAUUCAAAAAACCCCCACUUGCUGUACCAGUGAGAGGCCUGUUGGAGUGUGCAUCUAGUUUUGUGCAAAUGCGAGCUUACGUCUCUCAUAUUCUACCUGAGAAGAUUCCAGAUGCAUAGAAACUGUCUGAACUCGGAGGAGUCGUCUUAAUAGAAACGGAGGCAAUGAUGAUGUUUUGAGUUAUCCUUGAGAAAUAUUGGGCUCUGGCUUUUUGUUUUAAUACAAAUGUAAUUGUUUCUUACUGCUGUAUCUUUAAUAGAACUUGAAAUAAAAAAACAAACAAAUAAAUAAAACAAACAAGAAAAA